GACGGCAGCAGGCUCUGGAAUGUCUCAAGAGGUUCCUGUGAGCUCCACGAUGACGGGUGCAUCACCAGCCCUGGCUAUUCCGGGACCACGAGUGGACUGGAGGGUGACGGGCGGUGCACCAUUCAGGUCCGGCCCAGCAACAGCUGGCGCAUCCGCGUGGAGACUUUCCAAGUUCAUCCAUACUUCAGCACCUUCACCAUCAACGGCGUCAACUACGCCACAGACAGAAGUCCAAGCGAUCUCAACUACGUAGUGCCGCAGGGCAAGAUCGACUGGCGGCCCGACGAGGUAACUGAGACGCAGAGGUGGAAGCUGUGCCUGGAGCCGCCCCCGCGGCUGGAAAGCUGUAGGUUGGCAGCAGUUCUCAGACAAACGGAACUGGCCAUCAGCGGCUUCGACAUUAUCGCCGAGGGAGCCUUUGACCCUUUGGGCUGUCGUUUGAGGCGCUUGUCGCUGACCAACAAUACCUUCACCUCCCUGCCACCUCAGCGAUUCCGGUGCCUCAGCUGCCUGCAAGCCCUUGACUUGGGCAAAGGACAACUCGUCACCCUGGAGGAUGGGACUUUUGAAGGCCUGGAAGAGCUGCGGCUCCUCUCGCUGAGCCAAAAUCGGCUGAGGAACCUCUCCGUCGGGGUGCUUCGUCCCCUCGUCAAGCUGGAGCAGCUCCUUCUGGGCGGCAAUGAAAGGACGCGUGGAAACUAUCUGACCAGCUUGCCUGACGUCUCGCACAAUCUACAUCUGCAAGUCUUGGAUGUCAGCGAGAAUCAG
Molecule: messenger RNA, 768 nt
Organism: Symbiodinium sp. CCMP2456
Lineage: Eukaryota; Dinophyceae; Suessiales; Symbiodiniaceae
Source: the annotation of a GenBank genome assembly